Molecule: messenger RNA, 221 nt
Organism: Cetraspora pellucida
Lineage: Eukaryota; Fungi; Glomeromycota; Glomeromycetes; Diversisporales; Gigasporaceae
Source: the annotation of a GenBank genome assembly
AUUUUGAUAUUGAAUCGAUUCAUUCUGAACUAUGUUCAGUUUCUUCAAAAUCAUCAUAUAUUUCAGAUGAUGGAUUUGUUGUUCUUGAUAAAAAAUAUUCAAAUUGUAAUGAAAAAAAAUGUAUUUGUAUUAGACUAAAUAAUAUUUUACCAAAUUAUAUUACUAAACAAAAUGCAUUUUUAAUUAAUGGUGUUCCUGUUUUUGAGAAUGAAGAAUUAUGA